Messenger RNA from Trichomycterus rosablanca, 863 nucleotides. RefSeq names its product biogenesis of lysosomal organelles complex-1, subunit 1 (gene bloc1s1). Lineage: Eukaryota; Metazoa; Chordata; Actinopteri; Siluriformes; Trichomycteridae. The record is from RefSeq and is a predicted model, not a curated record. The coding region runs from base 110 to 487 and encodes 125 amino acids. Gene Ontology annotation, biological process: endosomal transport. Gene Ontology annotation, cellular component: BLOC-1 complex. The transcript is spliced from 4 exons.
UUGAGCGUGAGGAGUCACAUGACUGAGCAGCUUCAUCAACACCUUUAAUUCCGCUUGUGUUGUUUACUUUAUAUUUCUGACUCUGCUGGUGUAAAUAACACUUACAGAAAUGCUCUCACGAUUAUUAAAGGAGCAUCAGGCCAAACAGAACGAGAGGAAAGAACUGCAAGAGAGACGGAGACGUGAUGCCAUAACAGCAGCAACCAGUUUAACAGAGGCGCUGGUGGAUCAUCUGAAUGUGGGAGUGGCUCAGGCGUACGUCAAUCAGCGCAAACUGGAUCACGAGGUGAAGACGCUGCAGGUUCAGGCCUCUCAGUUUGCUAAACAAACGUCACAGUGGAUCAGCAUGGUGGAAAACUUCAACCAGGCAUUAAAGGAAAUUGGUGACGUGGAGAACUGGGCUCGCAGUAUUGAGAUGGACAUGAGGACCAUCGCCACAGCGCUGGAGUACGUACAGAAGAGCCAGAUUCCUGCUGCAUCCUCCUAAAAUCAAGUCUGGAUGCAAAUGAUAUUAGAGACAGCAUUACUGAGGAGAUGGACAUGAUGGAUGUGAUGGAUCUGUAGCCAUUACAGUGUGGAUGAAGGGUAAAGGAAUGGACACUGAUGGAUACUGAUGGACACUAAUGGACUUGCAUUACCGUCUUCACCUUGUACUUUAUUGUUUAGUUUAAAAGGAUCUUAAACUGAGACGUUUGUGUCUGAACGUUGUUAAAUGGUGCAUUUACGUUACUGUUCUGUACUAUGUAGCCAAAAGUAUGUGGACACCCUUGUUAAUGUGUUAAAGUUCACUGAGUAAUUCUUGACUAAUAAUUUAUUGUUCGACCAAUAAAUGCUUAAUAAAUUGCACAUUUUUGGGGAGUGGA